Hemibagrus wyckioides is the source of this 4256-nucleotide messenger RNA. RefSeq names its product DNA (cytosine-5-)-methyltransferase 3 beta, duplicate b.1 (gene dnmt3bb.1). The transcript has 22 exons. Gene Ontology annotation, cellular component: nucleus. NCBI's taxonomy places the organism in Eukaryota, Metazoa, Chordata, Actinopteri, Siluriformes, Bagridae. Gene Ontology annotation, molecular function: DNA binding; DNA (cytosine-5-)-methyltransferase activity, acting on CpG substrates. The coding region runs from base 265 to 2700 and encodes 811 amino acids. The record is from RefSeq and is a predicted model, not a curated record. Gene Ontology annotation, biological process: negative regulation of transcription by RNA polymerase II.
CGAGACCCGGGAAAUAAGUCACGCCUGAUCCCUGCGGCAGCCCACAGAGCAAGAACGAGGCCAGAUUUACAUAUUCACCCCAAAGGGUUUAAAUGCGUGGGUGAGCUCGAGGUGAAGUGUGUCUCACCGCGACGGCUUUGGUAACCUCAGGAGUACCGAAAAAGCAUUGGCCAGUGUCGUGUUGUCUCGCGCUCGCGCCUUGUUGAACACCAGCAUUCCUGCAACAGCUUAGCAGACGCAGAAGGAGAUACGACCCAAGCAGUGAUGCCAUCCAAUAAGUAUUCCUCCGCUAUCAUGGCAGAAAGCGACAAGAUGACAGCCACGGCUGCUGUAAAUGGUGACAUGUCCACAGUGGAGGGUUUGUCAGAGAACGACAGCGGACUAGAGAUGACCAACGAGAACAGCCCCUUAACCGGGGCGGAACCGCCUUCGCCGUUUAGCCCUAAUCAGAAUGGGGGUGCAGCGUCACCUGCAGAUGAGAGUGUGAACAGCUUGAGAAGGAAGAGAUCUCGGAAGCCUUCCGAAACAGAUUACGAGAGUGUCUGGGACUCAUGCAGUGAGGAAAAAUCUGACCUGGGUUCAGACUGUGGUUCGACAAUCCACAAACGGAAACCUCGUCCCAGGACCAUCUUCCAGGCUGGACUUACAGCUCAGACGAAACCCCGUAACAGAGAGAGGGGCCAGGGCAAGCCAGAGCCCAGCAGUCUGGGUCCUAGUCUUCCUGAAGGCCCCCAGCUGGAGCUGAUGGAGCAGGACUCUAAAGACUCAGCUCAAAGCAGCGCUACAUCCACCUCCACUACGGACACAGCCAGCCACCCUGAAUACAAUGACAAUAAGGGAUUUGGAAUCGGGGAGCUGGUGUGGGGUAAAAUUAAGGGUUUCUCCUGGUGGCCUGGUAUGGUGGUGACCUGGCGAGCCACAGGGAAGAGACAGGCCUCGCAUGGCAUGCGCUGGCUCCAGUGGUUUGGUGAUGGCAAGUUUUCUGAGGUGUCUGCCGACAAACUGGAUUCCAUCACAGCCUUCUCAAAAUUCUUUAAUCAGUCCUCUUACACCAAGCUGGCUUCCUACCGCAGAGCCAUAUUCCAGGCCCUUGAGAUGGCUAGCAUACGUGCCGAGAAGACGUUUCCUCUGUGCGAAUCGGAUAAUCCGGAGGACCAGGUGAAGCCCAUGCUGGACUGGGCUCAUGGCGGCUUCCUGCCCAAGGGCAAGGAGGGCCUGAAACCCAAAGAGAAUUCCCCUGAGUGCUGUUUGUUCCCAGCAGCUCCGGAGAGCACGACGCUGCAGGCUAAACUCCUGGAGUCUGCACCACCAGAGCUCGCACCGUCCGCCAAGAGAGCCAGACUCAGCAUGUGCAAGGCCAAAUCAGCCACUGAGGACAUCUACAGCAGAGAACAAAUGGUUCAUGAAGUCUUGAAGAAUCACAGAAGUAUAGAAGAGUUCUGCUUGUCUUGUGGCAAGACACGAGCAGCAACCUUCCACCCGCUGUUUGAAGGAGGCCUUUGUCAAGCAUGCAAGGAUGUAUAUUUAGAGAUCUCCUACAUGUAUGAUGACGACGGCUAUCAGUCGUACUGCACGGUGUGCUGUGGAGGCCGGGAAGUGCUACUCUGUGGCAAUGCCAACUGUUGCAGGUGUUUCUGUGUGGACUGUUUGGACCUGCUGGUGGGUGCAGGAGCAGCGAACAGCGCACGCGAUUUGGACCCGUGGCUGUGUUAUAUGUGUCAGCCGUUGCAGCCGUACGGCGUGCUGAAGAGACGUCAUGACUGGAGCCUUAAACUGCAGGAGUUCUUCGUCAAUGACAACGGACAGGAGUUUGAAAGCCCGAAGAUUUACCCAGCAGUCCCAGCAGAACAGAGACGUCCCAUUAGAGUUCUGUCACUGUUCGAUGGCAUCGCCACAGGUUAUCUGGUGCUAAAGGAUUUGGGUUUUAAGAUUGAUGCCUACAUUGCCUCAGAGGUGUGCGAGGACUCCAUAUCCGUGGGAGUCGUCCGACAUGAAGGAAAAAUCCAAUAUGUGAACGACGUUCGGAAUAUCACCCGGAAAAACAUUGCAGAGUGGGGACCGUUCGACUUGGUGAUUGGUGGAAGCCCGUGUAAUGAUCUGUCUAUCGUCAAUCCAGCGAGGAAGGGCCUUUAUGAAGGGACUGGCCGUCUGUUCUUUGAGUUCUAUCGCCUGCUGAGUGAAGCAAAGCCAAAAGAAGGAGAAGAUCGGCCUUUCUUCUGGAUGUUUGAGAACGUGGUUGCGAUGGGCGUCAAUGACAAACGGGACAUUUCUCGCUUCCUCGAGUGUAAUCCAGUGAUGAUCGAUGCUAUCGAAGUAUCAGCCGCUCACAGGGCACGAUAUUUCUGGGGCAACCUGCCAGGAAUGAAUAGGCCUCUCUGUGCCUCUGGCAUGGAUAAGCUAGAACUACAGGACUGUCUGGAGCAUGGCCGCGUUGCGAAGUUUGGAAAGGUGCGUACCAUCACAACCCGCUCCAACUCCAUCAAGCAGGGUAAAGACCAGCAUUUCCCUGUCAUCAUGAAUGGCAAAGAGGACAUUCUGUGGUGCACAGAGCUUGAGAGGAUUUUCGGGUUCCCUGUCCACUACACGGACGUGUCCAACAUGGGACGUGGUGCCAGACAGAAACUGCUGGGUCGCUCAUGGAGCGUGCCAGUCAUCCGACAUCUCUUUGCCCCUCUGAAGGACUACUUUGCUUGUGAAUAACAGCCUUAAAAAAAAAAAAUCUGCUAACUCUACACACUGGCUUCAUACCUACAGUGACAGAGCCGCGAAUGGCUUCACAAGGCACAGAGGAACUUGUGAAGUUUAGUUAUUUUUGUCUCGUUACGAGAUCCAGCCUCGUCCAGCUGGUGAUGCUGUUGCUUUGAGCCAGCGAGUCUCAUGUAUGGUUUUUAUGAGCCUACUUAAUGUAGGAAAAAGAGACUGUUUUUACUAACCGAUGACCAGACACUUUCAAACUCAUAACACUUGAUUAUCAGGGAUCUUGUUUCACUUAAAGAUGCCUUUUCGACCUUGAUGGAGAGACGUUCUGGUAAAAGCUCUCAUCUGGACAGACAAAGCUGACAUUCUGGAGAAAAGUUGUUUAUGCGGCACUGAUUAUUCUCCAAAAUGUCAGCUGUUUUCAGCAAGCGAGUUGUUUUAAACAAUGAGAGGCAAAAAAAAAAAGAAUCGAGUUAUUCAUGCCAAAGAUCCAAAUACACAGAGCCUUGAGUCUUAAUUUCAAGUCGCAACAUCCUUACAGUUUGGACUUUUCCCCAAAAAGGGGAAAAAAAAUUUAUAACAAUUUUUUGUUGUUUUUUAUCGCUGUUUGUGUAGUCACUGUGGAUCGUGUGACCUUGGGCAAGCAUUUGUAAUGCAUUCCUUGUACUAUAGGUCUUUUUUCUACUCAAAGAAAUACUUGAAAUGUGUGCAUCAAUGCAAAGCUAAGCUGUGAGCCCACGUGAUAUACAGUACAUUUGCAAAGAUCUUCCCGUACAUUUGAGGAUAAAAAAGAAAAUCGUUAAAAGAUCAAGCGUUGUAAAACAAAGCCAAAUGUACAAUUUUUAUAUAAGUAGCUUAUCUGAUAUUUUUUAUUUUAGUUUUUCAAGUAAUAUCAUGAGUAUAAAAAGAUCAUGUCACGUCCAGAGGCUUUGUAAAAAAAAAAAAAAAGGAAAAAGGCAAAACAUGAUAAUUCCAAAUAACACACAGGGUACUGUUUUGUAUGUUUACAUUCCUAAAUAAGGUUUUUAGGGUCUUCACAUAGACCUUCACUGGAACUAUAUCCUUGAAAGCACCUUCCUAAAAGAUGAGGACUGACUUUGAACUAGAAAAAAUAUAUAUAAAUAUAUACCAGAGUUUCUUUAUUGCUGGUUUUAUAUAUAUAUAUAUAUAUAAUAGGGUUCUCUGGGGUUUUUUUGGUGCUCCUUCUUUACACACUCUUUUUUUAGUAUCAUGUUAAAAUAUUUUUGAAUUUUAUGGUGCCUUUGGAAGUACGGUAAAGCCUUGAGCCUUUCCGAUUGCUUUACAACAAAAACAAGUAAUGCCUAACCUCUGGCUACAUGUGCUUCAGAACGACUACUGUUCAGAAAACUAAAGCUUGAAUAUGAUGUCAACCAUUUGGAAACAGUACGCUGAAAUAUCUUUGUUUUUAUUAUCUCGUGUAAGAUGGAAGUUUCUGUUUUUCUGUCACUUAUAAUUUGCAUCACAGAAUGAGAAUUACAAACAUUUAAUAGCCCAUAAUGUAGGUCUGGGUAAAAAAAAAAAAAAAAAAAGAAAGAAAA